Bombus huntii is the source of this 2308-nucleotide messenger RNA. Its product is annotated as solute carrier family 46 member 3. The coding region runs from base 468 to 2123 and encodes 551 amino acids. Gene Ontology annotation, biological process: transmembrane transport. The transcript has 6 exons. The record is from RefSeq and is a predicted model, not a curated record. Gene Ontology annotation, molecular function: transmembrane transporter activity. Gene Ontology annotation, cellular component: membrane. NCBI's taxonomy places the organism in Eukaryota, Metazoa, Arthropoda, Insecta, Hymenoptera, Apidae.
AUUAGCCAGGAGUAGACAGUUAGACGGUCUCUCCCGCGGACCGGUUGAAAUCCAACCAACCGGUAUAUCAACGAAUAAAUACAAUUUCGAAGAAUACGUACACCUAAAAUCGGUCCAGAGGUAAUUAGUCAACGAAGAAGUAUCGAAAAAGGAAGAAUCGUUCAAUUGAACUAAUUAUCAGACGAUGUGAAUAAUUGAGAAAAUCUACCAUAUUAAAAUCCGUGGAGAACGGUUGAAUAUUUGGUACCAGUCAAGACUGUAUCUUCGCAUCCAUCCGCAUGAUUUUAAUUAUCUUCGAAAAUUCUUGGAAGUUUCACUCAACACCAAGGAUCUGCAUUGGAAAACAGUUAUCAAAAAUUUGGAGCAAAGCGAGUUAUAUGACGCAGACUCUACAAGGAACGUAGCACACCACGAAGAAUACUUCAGUACCAUUGACAUAGCUCAGUCUGCCCUUAUUUAUUAAGGAAAUGGCUGACACGAAUAAUUCAUCGACGAUGGAGAAGAAACGUGGUGACACCACUGGAAACCAGGUAGUAUCUGACAAAGCAUUGGUCUGGAAGUCCAUGACAUUGCGCCAGAAAUGGUCUUACUUCACCAGUAAUAUCACCGUGGAGCCUAUGAUCGCCUGCUACGUGAUACCCUGUAUGCUAGCUUCUCUGGCCACGCAGAAUCUCAGCUUGGAAAAAGCGUGUAGAGUGAAUCUGGCUUAUCCUGACGAAGUCUGCACAGCAUUGGCUAGAAGGAACACGACUGGUUAUGAGAUGGAAGAAACUGCUGUUCAACAACUGGUUGCUGGCAUGCAGACAUGGAAAACAGCUUUGUCUAGCGGUUUACCUACCAUCUUGAUCCUCUUCAUGGGUGCCUGGAGCGAUCGUACAGGAUUGAGGAAGCCGUGUAUGCUUCUACCUAUCAUUGGUGAAUUUUUAAGCAGCGUUAGUAUGUUGUUGUGCACCUACUUCUUUCACGAGGUUCCUAUGGAAGCCACAGGUAUCUUCGAAGCACUUUGGCCAGCGUUAACGGGAGGCUGGUUCACCAUGUUCAUGGGUGUUUUCAGUUAUAUCGCGGAUAUCACGUCGGUAGAGUCCAGGACGCUUCGAAUUGGUGCUGCAAAUGUUUUCUUGUCGCUUGGUGUACCGAUCGGAAUGGCAUUGUCCGGAAUACUGUAUCUGAAAAUUGGAUUUUAUGGUGUAUUCGGUAUUUCGACCGUGUGUUACGUGUUGAGCUUCAUUUAUGGGUUAGUGGUGAUUAAGGAGCCACCUAAACCCCAUUUGUUGCAAAAGGCGGAAAAAACGGAGACGAAGAAGAUGACCGUGUGCGCAUCGAUCUUGGACUUCUUCGCGUUUAAGCAUAUUGAAGAGACCUUUCGUGUUGCUUUUAAACAGGGUAGAAAUAAUCGGCAGAAAAGGGUGUUGGUGCUUAUGGUCAUCGUUAUGGUUGUGAUUGGUCCACUUUACGGUGAAAUGGCAGUGAUGUAUCUUUACAUGAGAUACAGGUACCACUGGAACGAAGUUAUGUUCAGCAUGUUCACCACGUUCGCCAUGGUGACGAAUUUAAUCGGAACCGCGGUAUCUGUCGGUGUGUUCAGUCACAUUUUAAAAAUCGACGAUGCUAUAGUCGGGAUUAUGAGCUCCAUGAGCAAGAUUUUGGCUGGUUUCGUCUAUGCAUUUGCAAUCACGGACUGGAUGAUUUAUUUAGCGGCUAUCGUCGAGAUCGUGAAUGGUACAUCUUUCAUAGCGAUGCGAUCGAUAGCAUCUAAACUCGUAUCUACAAGUGAACUCGGCAAGGUGAAUUCGUUGCUUGGUGUCUGCGAAUCUCUGAUGCCUCUCAUCUAUGGGCCUAUGUACAGUUCCAUUUACGCUGCAACCAUGAAAACGUUUCCAGGGACGUUCUUCAUUGUCGGCGCCUGCAUGACCAUGCCAGCCGUCGUCGCGUUCUUCUGGUUAUACACGGAGCACAGGAAAGAUCGUCAAUUGCUGGAGCAAGAGAAGAAAGCGAAGAGCAAGGAAGGACCAGAAGAGAACGACUCGAAAACUAUGAAAUGGCAAGUCGUUGGCGAGAAAAAGCCAGAAGUUCCUACGAUGAACGGUGUCGCAAAUACAGCUUUCGAAUCUGACCAUUUAUAACACAGAACUUACUAUGGAAAAUAUCCCAUUGAAUAUACAUAUGUAUAUUUCGUACAUCGUUAAGAAAACAAAUUUUUCAGUUAUACUGAAAUAACUUCUACAUAUAACUAACUUACACCGAAAGAAAUUUUUCAUUUAACGUACAAAAUGCUAUUAAGGUAUGAGAAAAGAUCCGGAAUAUAACC